CCAAGCCCAGCGCGGUUCAUAGGAGUGUCGCUCUGCUGUUUCGGCUCCAGAAGAAAGUUGGACGUGUUCGCGGUGCGACCCUCAUUCAUCCGCUCAAUUAACAUCUAAUUAGCCUUCAAAGCUGGAGCCGGGGCGGCGUGUGUCAUCCAUCACAGCCCGGAGAGCCUGAUUACCGCUUCCCCCGGACCACCGGAGGCUGAUUACCGCUCCGCCCGGACCGCUGGAGAAAUAACCUGCGCUAAACGCGGAGGAGGAGGAGGACAUGGCAGACUUUGAAAUCGACGUGGAGAGCCUGGAGGCGGAGAGCGACGAGCUGCCGGACGACUCGAUGUGCUGCAGCCGGCCGGGCUCCGCGCCGAUCGGCGAGGACGACGGCGACGGGGACGGCGGAAAGGGCGACGGCAAGCCGGGCCCCAGCGGCCUGAGCUCGGGCGACCAGAGGAAGCUCAGCCGUACGCCGAAAUGCGCCCGCUGCCGCAACCACGGCGUGGUUUCCUGCCUGAAGGGCCACAAGCGCUUCUGCAGGUGGAGGGACUGCCAGUGCGCCAACUGCCUGCUGGUGGUGGAGAGGCAGCGGGUGAUGGCGGCGCAGGUGGCCCUGAGGAGGCAGCAGGCCACGGAGGAUAAGAAAGGGAUUUCUGGGAAACCGAUUCCAGCGGAGAGGAGGAUUUAUCAGCGACACAUCCGACCCUCGACGAUGCUCGCCAAAAGCAUCCUAGAAGGAUACCGUCCGGUGCAGCCGGAUCCGUUCCUGGCGCCCAACGCCGCCCUUCCUCCGCCGCUGAGCGACCGCAUGAGGAAGAGGAGGGCCUUCGCCGACAAGGAGCUGGAGACCAUCAUGCUGGAGCGCGAGUACAAAGAGCGGGAGGUUCUGGAGAGCAACCAGGCGGCCGCCGGGCCGCUGCUGUUCCCGGCCAGCCUGGUCCACCACGCCGCCGCCGCAGAGUUCAGCGCCUACAAGGCCGGCUUCUCUCCGGCGCCUCAGGUGGAGCAUCAACCCAAAGAUCUGUGCGGCUUCCUGGGCUCCGGCUGCCUGGACCUGCCAGCGCCGUAUCCCAGCAGUGCCGCCAACGUCGAGUUGAUCUCCUCCAACGUCAGCGUGGCCACCACCUACCGCCAUUAUCCGCUGCAGCCGUCACGCGGCGCCAACCCCGGCGGCGGCGGUUUUGUGAUGUGGCCCCGCGGCGCCACCAACCUGGGGGACGCUCUGCUGUAUCAGCAGUGCCUGUUCAACGCCACGGCGGUGCAGAACAUGAAGCCGGGCGCCGUGUGGGAGCCUAAAGUGAUGCCUGCCGAGAGCCAGCCGCCGGAGCAGGAGGCGGCAGCCGCGCUCGCUGCCAAACUGGAGGGGUCCCGAGCAGCCGCCCUGCUGGACCCCAAACCUCCUAACGCCUCCCAAAUGAAGGAGUGCUCGGCCUUCUCUCCUCCAAAACGUAGCUUCGGACACUCCUUCCCCAGCAACAGUCAUUCCCACAACCCGAAGCUGAGCAAGGACGGCGCUAAGCUGUCCAUGAAACUCGACUCCUUCCACAGCCUGGUCCAGAACUCGCGGGCGGGGAAACCCGGCGGGCCGGACCUGAGAGCGCCGUACUGCAGGGAGCUGCUGGAGGAGGCGGCGCGCAAGUUCAGGGAGGGAAACGGCAAGGACGUAUCGACCAAACCUAUGGGGAACAAAAUGGCGUCCGGCGAGUCUCUGUCCUUCUCAGUGGAGGCCAUAUUGAAACGGCCGGCGGUGAGCCGAGCAUUCCACUGACUCUGACCAGGAUCCAUCUUUUUGCACUACAAAAUGUUUUGGGCUCAAAUGAAAACAUAAGCACUGCUUAAAAAAAACAGUGUGAACUUUGUUUCUCUGUAACAUAAAUGUACAGGAUAUGAUAUUUUACAUGUGCAUGUUUUAAUAAUGUUAUUGUAUAGAGUAUUUAAACCGAUGUUUAUCGUUUCUCAUGUCAAUAAACUGUAAAAAUCAUCUCAAUUUUAUUUUCAACUUGAAUCAAAGCAAGAGUUUUAAUGCCACUGCAAAAUAUCUAAAAAUAUUUAAAUUACUGAUUACACAACAAAUGUUUCAACACUUAAAAACUGAAUUUUAAUUUACAGUUUUACCAAAUGCACUAAAUGACCUCAUUUUCAAAUGAGAUGGAAAUUAUUUUUAACUAAGGCUGAAACGAUUAAUCAGAUUAAUUGAUUAAUUAAAUAACUGAUUUAGUCAUUGAUUAAUCGCUAACUGGAGCAUUCAGACUCAAAACCCAUUAACUGACGGGACAAUGUACCCAGAGCAGCAGUUAAGCCAAAACUGUACCAAACAUGUAUAUAUUGAUUGAUUUGUUGAUUGAUUGAUUGAUAUAUUGCAUUUAUGAUAAAAAAACAUUUUUGUUCCUGUAAUGUUCUACUCAGAUUUCUUCAGGUGGCAAUUUUAAUUUCAUCUGUUUGAAAAUCUGCAAAAAAUAACAAAAAAACUUCUAAUCACAUUUUUCUGUCCAAUUAUUAAUCAGAAUAAUUACUGAUCGAACUUUUCACAUGUACAUAUUUAUGUAUUUUUUAGCUGCAAUAUAUCUUUUGCUACAAAUGAUCAAUGAUUCACUAAAGGAAUAUACGUUAUUGUAUUUAUGCAAUAAAAUGUAAUUAUUUAUUUACA
Poecilia latipinna (sailfin molly) is the source of this 2632-nucleotide messenger RNA. RefSeq names its product doublesex and mab-3 related transcription factor 2a (gene dmrt2a). The transcript is spliced from 4 exons. Gene Ontology annotation, molecular function: DNA-binding transcription factor activity, RNA polymerase II-specific; RNA polymerase II cis-regulatory region sequence-specific DNA binding. Gene Ontology annotation, biological process: regulation of transcription by RNA polymerase II; sex differentiation. The coding region runs from base 263 to 1753 and encodes 496 amino acids. NCBI's taxonomy places the organism in Eukaryota, Metazoa, Chordata, Actinopteri, Cyprinodontiformes, Poeciliidae. The record is from RefSeq and is a predicted model, not a curated record. Gene Ontology annotation, cellular component: nucleus.